CGCGCGCGCCGGUGGCCAACCGGGGGCAAACCGGGGGAAACCGGUCCGGGCCGGCUCGGCCGCGCGAGUUUAUGGAUCGCGGUUUGUUUGUUGAUUGAUUUUUUUGAUCUCUUUCAUCCGGGUUCUUUCCGGAUUGGCCGGGUCCCGGAUGGUUGCGGCGCGCGCCGCCGCAGGAUUCGAACCCGGCUCCCGGCGGAGGCUCCGUGGUGUCGUGAUGAUUUCGCCCCGCCGAGGGACGCGGGUGCUCGGUGCUCAGUACACCCAGGGUCCUCGGCCUCCGCGGGGUGCUUAGAGGACUGGGCUGAGUCCCUCGGGCUCCGCGUCCAUUGGCUCGCACUCGCUUCGCUCGAACCCGCGCGCGCCCCCGCCGGGGUGGCGUUGUUCGCACUCGGCUCCCGUCACGCGCGGUAGGACUCAGCGCAGCACCUAGCACACGGGAGGACUCAGCGCAGCACCUAGCACACGGGAGGACUCAGCGCAGCACCUAGCACACGGUAGGACUCAGCGCAGCACCUAGCACGCCAUCGCGCCUGACGUCCUCUUCCCCCCACACAGGCCUCGAACCCGAGUCCCCCGGGCGACAUCAUCCCAACGUGUUAACGAGUGACAUCAUCCCGUGUUAUCGGGCGACAUCAUCACGGUAACGGGCGACAUCAUCCCAUGUCAUUGGGAGACAUCGUCUCGUGUUAACGAGUGACAUCAUCCCUAUCAUCGGGUGACAUCAUCAUGUUAACGGGCGACAUCAUCCCGUGUCAUCAGGUGACAUCCUCAUGUGUUAUUGAGUGACAUCAUCACGGUAACGGGCGACAUCAUCCCGACCAUCGCAUGACAUCAUCACGGUAACGGGCGACAUCAUCCCCUGUCAUCGGGCGACGUCAUCCCGUGUUAUCGGGCGACAUCAUCACGUUAACGGGCGACAUCAUCCCGUGUCCUCGGGCGACAUCAUACCCCUCAUCAUGUGACAUCAUCCCGUGUCCUCGGGCGACGUCAUCCCACGUGUGUGCGUGCGUGUGGACGUUCGUCACGCGUGGCCCUGGCCGCUCCCGUGUUUUAUUUUCAUUCAUUUUUUUAUUUUAUUUUAAUUAAUUUUUUCAUUUUUAAUUUUAUUUACUUUUUUAUUUUACUUUUUUUAUAUUCACGUGUUUUUUAUUUUUUACUUUCCGCCCCCCUCCACGAUUUACACGUCUCCACACGUUUCCAUGUCCACGUCACGCAUUAAACCCGCCGCGCCAUCCACGCGUGUCCGUCCGUGUUUCAUUUCACGCUUUUUUCCCCGCGUUCCGGGCGUGCGCACGUCACGCGUGUGUGUCCCGUGUCCCCCCCUGCCCCCCCCCGCGCAGGGCUGAGCUGGGCGGAGCCUCAGAGCCGCGGUCCGGGCGGCGUCACGGGACACGGAUGUCACGCCCCCGCGGACGCCGGGAGCGACCCGCGCCCGACGGCCCCGCCAUGAGGACGCCCCGCGGCGGCUGACCUCGAACCCGGAUCCCCGCGUGUUGUUUCCGCGCCGUCCCGAUGGCGCCGCGCCGCUGCGCGUGGGCGCUGCCCUUGGCGUGCUGCUGCGUGUUCCUGGCGUGGGGCGGCCGCGCGUCGCCCGUGGUGGUGACCACGCGGUACGGGAAGCUGCGCGGGGUGCGGGCGCCCCUGCCGGGCAGCGCGUUGGACCCCGUGGACCAGUUCCUGGGCGUGCCGUACGCUGCGCCGCCGACGGGCGCAAGGAGGUUCCAGGCGCCGGAGCCGCCGUCCCCGUGGCCGGGCGUGCGCGACGCGUCGCAGUUCGCACCCGUAUGCCCGCAGCCCGUGCUCGGGGACCGCGCGGCGCCACCGCCCCCGCCGCGGGAGAUGCUGCCCGUGUGGCUGACCGCCAACCCGGGGGCCGCGGCCGCGCGUGUGUGGGACCAGGACGAGGACUGCCUGUUCCUCAACGUCUACGCGCCCGCGGGAGCCGACACGGGGAAAGUCGCCGACGACAUCACGGGUCGCGAGCGCGGUCACGACGAAGGCGCCCACGGCCCCAACCCCGGCGGGAGGCCGGUCAUGGUCUACAUCCACGGCGGCUCCUACAUGCAGGGCAGCGGGAACCUGGUGGACGGCAGCGUGUUGGCCAGCUACGGCGACGUCAUCGUCGUCACCGUCAACUACCGGCUCGGCGUGCUGGGCUUCCUGAGCACGGGCGACCAGGCCGCGCGGGGCAACUACGGCCUCCUGGACCAGAUCCAGGCGCUGCGCUGGGUGGAGGAGAACGCGGGCGCCUUCGGCGGGGACCCCGGGCGCGUCACCGUGUUCGGCUCAGGCGCCGGCGCCUCCUGCGUCAGCCUGCUCACGCUCUCGCACUACUCGGAGGGCCUCUUCCAGAAGGCGAUCAUCCAGAGCGGCACGGCGCUGUCGAGCUGGGCGGUGAACUACCAGCCGGCCAAGUCUGCGCGGGCGCUGGCGGAACAGCUGGGCUGCGGCCCGGGAUCGUCGCCGGGGUCGUCGCCGGGGUCAUCGCCCGGGUCGCCGGGGUCAUCACCGGGGUCAUCGCCGGGGUCGUCGCCGGGGUCGCCGUCGCCGGGGUCGUGGGACACGUCGGCGCUGGUGCAGUGCCUGCGGGGCGCGGGCUGGCGGGAGCUGUCGCGGCCCUGGGUGCGAGUGGCGGCGGCGGGGGCGUACCACGUGGCGUUCGGGCCGGUGGUGGACGGGGACGUGAUCCCCGACGACCCGCAGAUCCUCAUGGAGCAGGGCGAGUUCCUCAACUACGAUGUCAUGCUGGGCGUCAACCAGGGCGAGGGGCUGCGCUUCGUGGACGGCCUCGUCGGGGGCGGGGACGCGGGUGCGAGUCGCGGCGGCGAAGACACGGAAGACGCGUACGAUGACGACGGCGCGGGUGCGAGUCAUGACGUCGACACGGAAAACACAUACGACGGCGCGGAACGCGCGGGCGCGAGUGCGAGUCGCGCCGUGGAGGAUGCGGGUGCGAAUCAUGACGGCGAAAACACGGAACACACGUACGACGACGACGGCGAGGACCCGCGUGGCGGCGUGGGGGCCGCCGCGUUCGACCACGCCAUUGCCACGUUCGUCGACCGGCUCUACGGCGGCGGGGACGGCGGCGGCGGGGACGGGCGCGCGGCGCUGCGGGAGACGGUGAAGUUCAUGUACACGGACUGGGCGUCGCGGGAGCGCGGGGCGGCGUGGCGGCGGCGGACGCUGGUGGCGCUGUUCACGGACCACCAGUGGGUGGCGCCCGCCGUGGCCACCGCCGACCUGCACGCGCGCUACGGCUCGCCCACGUACUUCUACGCCUUCUGCCACCGCUGCGGGGGGGGCGGGGCCGGGGGUGCAGGGGGCGGGGCCGAGGCCGCGCACGGCGAUGAGGUCCCCUACGUGUUCGGCGUCCCCAUGGCGACUGCGGACGCCGCCGACGCCGCCAACGACCUCUUCGCCUGCAACUUCUCCCGCGACGACGUCAUGCUCAGCGCCGUCGUCAUGACCUACUGGACCAACUUCGCCAAGACGGGGGACCCCAACCGCCCGGUGCCACAGGACACCACGUUCCUCCACACGCGCCCGAACCGGUUCGAGGCGGUGGCCUGGUCCAAGUACGACCCGCGGGAGCAGCUGUACCUGCACAUCGGGCUGCGGCCCCGGGUGCGAGACCACUACCGCGCCGCCAAGGUCGCCUUCUGGCUCGAGCUCGUGCCCCACCUGCACGGCCUGCGUGACCUCCUGCAGUACGUCAGCACCACCCCGCGGGCGCCCGGCAACGGCGGGGACACGGCCCACGCCAAAAACACGCGUGACCACGGCGCGGACGCCACCGACAAGGACGCCCGCCGCGCGCACGGCAAGCCCUGGGCCGCCACGCGGAGGCCCGCGGUCACGGCGGCGAGGGGCGAGCACGGGCCGCGCCCACGCGGGAGCCGCGCCCACGCCCACGGACACGCCAACCACGCGGAGGACGCCACGGUGCUGAUCGAGACCAAGCGCGACUACGCCACGGAGCUGAGCGUGACGAUCGCGGUCGGCGCCUCGCUGCUGCUGCUCAACGUCCUGGCCUUCGCCGCGCUCUACUACAAGAAGGACCGGCGGCGUCACGAGACGCACCGGCGGCUGCACGCGGGACACUGGCACAGCCACGGCCACGGAGGCCACGGCAGGGGGUUCCCAACGGCGGCGAAAAAACCGCUCCCGCCGCCGCCUCGGCCCGGCCAGCGCCAUGAUGGCGGCGUGGGCGGAAACGGCGUGGACGCGGCCACGGACGCCACCACCACCGCCAUCACGGGCGGGAUCCACGCGGCCUGCCCGCCCGACUACGCGCUCACGCUGCGGCGCUCGCCCGACGACGUCGCGCUCCUGGCGCCCAGCACCAUCGCCACGGCCACGGGGGGAUCGGCCUCCGGGACGCUGGCGUUCAACGCCUUCGCGGGCGGCGUGGGCGGCGGCGGCGGGGGGGGGCAGAACGGGUCGAACCUGCCGCACGGACACUCGACCACGCGGGUAUAGCGGGCGGGUGGCGGGUUCCGGUUCCGAACACGCGGACUCACGCGGAGGAGGAGACUCUCGAUUUUCUCGAUUUUUUUUGUUCCCCGCGGUUUAAUCUCGUUUUUUCGGGGGAGGGGCAGCGCGCGUCACCCCGUUUUUCUGUUUUUUUUUUUCCGUCCCGCGUGGGCGCCCACCGGGGGGGUGGGGAUUUUUAUCUUGACACAGACACACGGACUCUGCCGGGGGAAAAAAAGUCGAUAAAAAAUAUAAAUACAUGUGGAAAACGAGAAACGCGGACGCCGUGGCCGCGGGACUGAAUUCGCGGGAACUUCGUGAACACGGGGUGCGUGGGGGGCGGCCGGGGGGGGAAACACGAUCACGACCGUCAUACGUGUGUCAUACGUGUGCGACCUGGGAGGGUUUGCACAGAGCGGAGGGGGGAGGGGGAACACGAUGCCAAUAAACGGUUUUUCUCGAA
Molecule: messenger RNA, 4939 nt
Organism: Microtus oregoni (creeping vole)
Lineage: Eukaryota; Metazoa; Chordata; Mammalia; Rodentia; Cricetidae
Product: neuroligin 4-like
Exons: 8
Coding region: 1513-4482 (989 amino acids)
Biological process (GO): modulation of chemical synaptic transmission; chemical synaptic transmission; neuron cell-cell adhesion
Cellular component (GO): synapse; cell surface; postsynaptic specialization membrane
Molecular function (GO): neurexin family protein binding; signaling receptor activity
Source: RefSeq, a predicted model, not a curated record